ACCUAACCCCCUCCUCACACCACCCCUCCCCUCCCACGUUAUCGAUUGGGAACCGCUCCCACGCCCCCGCCGGUGCCGCCGCCGCCCGCCCCUGCCGGUGCCGCGUCGCUCGCUCCCACGCCCCCGCCGCUCGCACGUCUGCGCCGCAAAGGAACGCCAAUCCGAACUCACCCACAGCCCCGCGAGCGACACGCAGAUCCCAGACGGAGAUCACGACCCGUUCGAUCCGCCCGCGACCUUUCCCCCCUCCAGCCCCGCGAGCGACACGCAGAUCCCAGACGGAGAUCACGACCCGUCGGCGGCUGUCUGCGCCGCAGCGUCGCUUCCCGAGUCCGGCGAUUCGGUCGCGCGGUUCCAAUCCCCCACUGGCGUCUCCCGAAUAGCCAAAAUUGUCGCGCCCCCGACGGCCGCGGGGAUGAACCGGAUCCAGUCCGUCUCGCUGCAGGGCGACGCGGCCGAGGCGGGCGCGGCGCCCGACCCCGCGGCGCUGGCGCGGUGGGCGCGGGCGUUCUGUAUCAUCCGCUUCGACCUGGAGCGCGGGCAGCUGGUCGAGGCCUGCUUCCCGCCGGACGCGCUCGCCCACGGCAGCCUCGACCGCCUCGUCGCCUUGUCUUUCUUUUCCAUGCCUCGACGUGAACCAGAUCCAGCCGUGGUUCUCGCCGUGGACCGAUAUGACAGCAAUGGGUGCAUGAGGCGCCUCACCGCGUACGUGGAAGCCGUCGAGCUGCUCUCUGCGGGCGCCGACACCGAGGGCGUCUUCCCCGGGUAUGUCCACACCUUCACCGCCACCGCCACCAUCCACCAAUUCACCGCUGAAGAUCUCGCAGGUGCUGCAAUGAUGCAACAGCUGAAAAGGGCGCUUAACAAUUACAGUUUCUCCGGCCGAACUGCUUAUAUACCACUUCCAUAGACCUUCGUGAUUGAGAGGUCACUGUCCAAUUAGUGCAGUAGUUGCUUCAGCAAUAGAAUAUCCUCGUAUUGAGUCAGUAUCGGACUAUGAGAUAAUUUACUCGAGUAAUGAUUAUGGACCACUGGAGUAAUGAUUAUGGAUCAUUUUAUGUAUUGUACAGUCGUUUGUGGAUUGGUGAUUUUGACCUUA
Hordeum vulgare subsp. vulgare (domesticated barley) is the source of this 1099-nucleotide messenger RNA. RefSeq lists its product as uncharacterized. Lineage: Eukaryota; Viridiplantae; Streptophyta; Magnoliopsida; Poales; Poaceae. The transcript has a single exon. The record is from RefSeq and is a predicted model, not a curated record. Bases 416 to 910 code for a protein of 164 amino acids.